Messenger RNA from Suillus paluster, 1497 nucleotides. RefSeq lists its product as uncharacterized. The record is from RefSeq and is a predicted model, not a curated record. The coding region runs from base 146 to 1276 and encodes 376 amino acids. Gene Ontology annotation, cellular component: cytoplasm; nucleus. Lineage: Eukaryota; Fungi; Basidiomycota; Agaricomycetes; Boletales; Suillaceae. Gene Ontology annotation, biological process: negative regulation of mitotic cell cycle; negative regulation of cell population proliferation. The transcript has 4 exons.
CGCUAUUGUUUUCAAAAAAGGCAAGUAUUCAUGGUCCUUUUGUUCUCGCCUGGUGACCAUUAUGGAGGGCGCUUCGCUGGCAUCAUGGCCCUUUGUUUACGCCUGCACCUUGGCAUGCAUAUAAAGCUAAGGUCUAUUACAUCUCAUGCCCUCCAUCCGGGUUUUGACAAUCCAGUCACUUUCACUUUCACUUUCUGAUCCUUACAGCCAGUCUACGUUUCUGUCUCCUGCUCAUAUUCGAUCUCUCAGUCUGAAUCAAAACUCAUUGGUACUGCUGAGACUAUAUCACACUCUCACGUACCCUUUUAGCGCGCUUUACUCCCGCAUCUAUCAUCGCAGGACGAUCUCUGUUAUUACCAUCUAUCCAAUCUUUCCAAUCGCUUUCUUAACUGUUAUCAUGACUGCAUCCAGCCUUUCCGUCACUCUUGCUCAGGCUAUUGCAUACCUCACACGUCCUCUUAUCCUUACGCACCCUGCUGCCACCAUCAUCAGACUUCAGCUUGUGCUUGAAGCCAACUUGACUGCACUCUUCGCCCCAACAUGGGCUCCCAAGGAACCACUCCGUGGUUCCGGCCGCCGCUGCCUCACUCUCUCCCCUACUUGCCUCCCUCCACGUGCCGUAUAUGCCGCGUGCCUUGCAUCCGGUGUCCAGUGGUUCGACUGGAUUGCGGCCUUGGGCGGACGUGAGUUCGACUUCUUUGUUGAUCCAGGUUGCAUCUCUGUCCGAUUUGGGAAGGGCACCAAGCUCAUUACCAUCUGGUCGGAAGAGCUGAUGGUUCAGGCCGUUUCUGUGGCGCACCAUACACAUUCCACCCGCGUGCCAUCCAACUACCCAAUGUCCAAGUCACUUGCCCAGCAGCUCUUGGAAAAUGACCGCACAGAAGACGAAGAACUUUUUGCCAUGAUCGCUGACGAAGUCAGUGCGCCCACUUGGAUGACCCCUGUCGUUGACCGCUUCCCUGCCCCUCCACGUUCUGAAUCACCGCUCUCUGCUAUUUCUACCGAUUCAUGCUCUAGCUAUCGCUCGUCCGACUCUGGCUCCUGUUUCUCUGCCACCACUGCCUCUACCCUGUCGUCUAACAGUGACAAACAGUCAUCCCAACUCUCCCGCCGCGAGAGGGCAAGGCAGGCUCGUGUCUUUGUUGACACCUCCAAGACUGAAGUCACCCCCUACGACGGUGGCAAGACCACUGUCCUCACCGGUGGUGUGAUGCUUGGCGCAGCAUCUUCCAAGGGCAAGAGCGGCCCGUCUGCUUCUGCUUGGCGUCGUGUAUAAACGGCUGCCUGCCUGCCUUAGUUACUCGUUGCUGACGAAGUUCUUCACGAGAUCGCACUAUCACCUAUCGAUUGUGUAACGUUUUCAGACAUGGCUUUCAUCAUUGCACUUUCAUUAGCUAUCGAUUUCCCUAUGUAGUGUUGCAUUUUAGGUACCAUAGCUUUCUUGUAAUUUUAUCGCGCUAGGCGCCCAUGUAGCAUUCUAAGCUUCAAUGGUCCUCU